This is a messenger RNA of Cyprinus carpio (common carp), 617 nucleotides long. RefSeq names its product ADP-ribosylation factor 3. The record is from RefSeq and is a predicted model, not a curated record. The transcript is spliced from 5 exons. Gene Ontology annotation, molecular function: GTP binding; GTPase activity. Gene Ontology annotation, cellular component: plasma membrane; cytoplasm. The coding region runs from base 99 to 617 and encodes 172 amino acids. Lineage: Eukaryota; Metazoa; Chordata; Actinopteri; Cypriniformes; Cyprinidae. Gene Ontology annotation, biological process: vesicle-mediated transport; intracellular protein transport.
GAUCUUUAAAACGCUCCUGCCUAUUCGGCUGGUAUCGCGAGAGCGGGGUGACUUGCGUGAAAUUAUCCGGUUUUGGUCUCCGAGGCUAACCAGCUAUCAUGGGGAACAUUUUUGGCAACCUUUUGAAGAGUCUUAUUGGGAAAAAGGAGAUGCGUAUUUUGAUGGUCGGGUUGGAUGCAGCUGGGAAGACCACGAUCUUGUACAAACUGAAGCUGGGAGAGAUAGUGACUACCAUUCCUACUAUUGGUUUUAACGUGGAGACUGUUGAGUACAAAAAUAUCAGUUUUACAGUGUGGGAUGUUGGUGGCCAGGACAAAAUCCGACCUCUUUGGCGUCACUACUUCCAGAACACACAAGGUUUGAUCUUCGUGGUGGACAGCAAUGACCGUGAGCGAGUGAAUGAAGCCAGAGAAGAAACUAAGAGAAUCCUUACUCAUCAUCAACUCAAACAAGCAGAUCUGCCAAAUGCCAUGAAUGCUGCAGAGAUCACAGAUAAGCUGGGUCUCCACUCCCUGCGCCAUCGCAACUGGUACAUCCAGGCCACUUGUGCCACCAGCGGAGACGGUUUAUAUGAGGGUCUGGACUGGCUGGCCAACCAGCUCAAGAACAAGAAAUGA